AUGUCGGCGGAAGUAGUAGAGGUGAUAUCGACACCGCAGGUUUUCAUGCCCAUAUUGGGUUAUGUCAAGGCCGAACUUGUCAUCAAUUGCUUGAUUGUGCUGCUGGUUCUGAUCGUCGUCACUCUGCGGGUCAUUGGGAGACUUAUGGGACCUGGACUUGGAUGGGAUGAUGGUUUCGUUAUUUUCGCAACGCCGCUGGGCGUGGCCAUGUUGUGUUGUCAAGGACUUUUUGCACCUGUUGGAAAUGGAUACGAGUUAGCGAAGCAUCCUGAGCUCGCCGCGAAUAUUCCUUUCAUUCUCAAGUUGACAUUCUGCAUGCAAGCCAUUUAUGUCACCCUCCUCGCCUCCGUCAAAGCGAGCAUGUUGGCCUUCUUCAUCCGAGUCUUCCCAACAAGCUUCAUGCAAAAAUCAUCCAAGGCUGCUCUCGUCUUUGUUGCUAUGUGGCUCAUCGCCUAUCUUUGCUCUUGUAUCUUCCUUUGCAACCCAGUCUCUGCUCAGUGGACUGCCCAAGGAAAGUGUGGAGCGUACAUCCCCAUGAUCCAAUCUUUGAUCGCUACCAACGCUAUUGGAGACUUGAUCAUUAUGGCGCUUCCUAUGCAUAGUGUUUGGAACUUGAAGACACGCCGUGCGGAGAAGAUUGGUAUCACCUCUUGUUUCGCAUUGGGUCUUGCUUGCGUUGUUUGCGCCGUCUUCCGACUCAUCUACAUCUCAACUGUCGAUCUUAACAACAACAUCACCGGAACCAUGCCCACCACCAUCUUCCUCUUCAUCCUCGAGCCUAAUCUGGCCAUCCUCUGCGUUAGCAUUCCCAUGCUCCGACCUUUCUACGCCAAGUACAAGAAGCGAAUGGGGGGGUCUCGAUUGGAUGAAUACUCUACCGAGCGUUCAACAGGAUUCAGGGAUGCCAGCCGAUCAGGUGCUGUCAGCACCCAGCCCGAGAUUGCUCGAGACCCAAACUUGUCGACCUGGGAGAUGGAUGAUUACAGGCCGAAUGAUAAGCUUCAGCAUGGCUAUGCCGUCGCAGGAUUCCCUGAUGAGUCAGGGUCGGAGAAGAACUUGACUGUUGGAUCUUCUGAGAUGAAGAAUAACGAGAUCAGUGUUGAGACUCGAUGGACAGUCACUCACUCCCGAAAGUAG
Fusarium mangiferae is the source of this 1137-nucleotide messenger RNA. RefSeq lists its product as uncharacterized. The transcript has 4 exons. NCBI's taxonomy places the organism in Eukaryota, Fungi, Ascomycota, Sordariomycetes, Hypocreales, Nectriaceae. The record is from RefSeq and is a predicted model, not a curated record. The coding region runs from base 1 to 1137 and encodes 378 amino acids.